Molecule: messenger RNA, 1192 nt
Organism: Leguminivora glycinivorella
Lineage: Eukaryota; Metazoa; Arthropoda; Insecta; Lepidoptera; Tortricidae
Product: zinc finger protein 271-like
Exons: 2
Coding region: 44-1054 (336 amino acids)
Biological process (GO): regulation of transcription by RNA polymerase II
Cellular component (GO): nucleus
Molecular function (GO): RNA polymerase II cis-regulatory region sequence-specific DNA binding; DNA-binding transcription factor activity, RNA polymerase II-specific; zinc ion binding
Source: RefSeq, a predicted model, not a curated record
UAAAUAUUGUUUUGUGAUGGACCUCGAAAUUAAAUUUUAAAAGAUGUCGACAAUUGAAGAAACAUGCCGGCUGUGCAUGAAUACAGAGGCAAAAACAAAUUUAUUUUCAGCGGAUGGUGAUUUAACACUAGACAAAAAGAUUACUGCUUGUAUUGAUUUAAAGAUUACAAUUGGCGACGGUUUACCUGCAGUCAUUUGCAAAUUGUGUGAGAAUAAUGUUAAAACAUUCUAUGAUUUUAAGCAAAAGUGCUUAUUUAUAGAUUCUAAAUUAAGAAAUGAGCUAGCUAAGAACGCUCAGUAUUCACCAAACAAAUCAACUUUGGAUGGCACUGAUCUGGAUAGUAUAAAAAUGGAUAUUAAAUUAGAAUGUGAAAUUUUUAACAAAAUGGAUAGCGAGUUGAAGAAAACAUUUGAUUCUUGGUUGUCAGAUGAUGCAGACUCGGCGUUUUAUGUGGACUACUUUGAUAAGUUUAGUAACCAAGACGACCAAGUUGCUGGCAAGGAAGAACAAAAUGAAGCUACAUCAGGAAUUGUGAACAAUGUACCACAACAUGAUGAUAAGAAAGUACAACCAAAUAAACAAACCAAAAAAUUGAAGGAGAAAAAGUUACCAAAGAUAUACCAAUGUGAGAUUUGUGGGCGUAUAUUAAAAAACAAAUCAGUAUUACUUAAGCACAUUGCUUCACACUCUGGAAUCAAACAAUUUUCAUGUGAACAUUGUCCAAAAAGAUUCACCAGAGCAGAACACAUGGUUAUUCAUAUGAGAAUACACUUAGGUAUCAAACCAUAUGUUUGCGAAGUAUGUGGAAGAUCGUUUACAAAACGCCAAGAUUUAGUCAGACAUAUGAGAAUUCAUAGUGAUGAUAAGAAUUAUGCCUGCCCCAGAUGUGACCGCAGAUUCAAGCGGUCUGGUGAUGUACAUAGCCAUUUACGAACACACACCGGUGCCAAACCAUACAGCUGUAAUGUAUGUGAUAAAAGUUACACUUCACACAGUGGCCUUAGAAAACAUUACAAAUCACAUUGUAAAAGAGAAAAUACUAUUAUCAAAUGAAAUAGGACAGGUUAUGGUUGAAACAUUUGUCUAUGAAAAUGUGUUUGGUCUUUAUGGAGGGUUAACUGGUUUGAUAUUGUGAUGUAGGCAAGGCAUGGAUUUAGAUUAGGGACAUGGGUAACAAAUAAAGGCUCAAAU